AUGUCGGAGAAAGCGGACGCAGCCAAGAAGGAGGUUGGGAAGGCCACGGACGAGAAGAAGGCCGAGGAGCUGAAGAAGCCCGCGGCCGCGGCCAAGCCCAAGAAGAAGAUCGAGUCGGAGUCGGACUCAGACGACAGCGGGUCCGACGACACCGGCUCCGAGGGCAGCUCGGACAGCGGGUCGGACUCGGACGAGAUCGUCGUGCGCCGCAAGCCCUCGGCGGGCGGCGCGGGCCCCAGCAAGAGGGGCGCGGGCGGCGACAAGGGCGCGGAGAAGAAGGAGAAGAAGCGCAAGAAGCGGGACGACUCCGGGGACGACUCCGGGUCGUACUCGGAGGGCGACGCCGAGAUGGUGAAGGGGCUGUCGGGGGACGAGCUGGACACGCGGGACAUCAUCCCGGGGGGGCGCGCGGCGCGGAGGACGCGCGCGAAGUUCGGGCCGAGCGCGGGGAAGGCCGCGCUCGCGCGGAAGUACAAGGAGGACGCGGCGAAGGCCUCGGACGAGGACAGCUGGUGA
Messenger RNA from Pedinophyceae sp. YPF-701, 516 nucleotides. Lineage: Eukaryota; Viridiplantae; Chlorophyta; Pedinophyceae. The record is from the annotation of a GenBank genome assembly.